This is a messenger RNA of Thyridium curvatum, 2274 nucleotides long. RefSeq lists its product as uncharacterized. Lineage: Eukaryota; Fungi; Ascomycota; Sordariomycetes; Thyridiales; Thyridiaceae. The record is from RefSeq and is a predicted model, not a curated record. The coding region runs from base 1 to 2274 and encodes 757 amino acids. The transcript has 4 exons.
AUGGGCUCCAUCGAACCAACACAGAGCUUUUCCAUUGUGGAAGCCACGAUCGCAGACCUGGCAUCAGCCCUCGCCAGCGGACAAACCAACAGUGUCGAGCUGACAGCCAAACAUCUCCUCCGGAUCGCAAAAUACGACCGCCGCGACACCCUCCUCAAUGCAAUUCCCAUCAUCAACGAGAACGCCUUCGAGGCAGCACAAGCCUCCGACAGUCGACGGGCCGCGAGCCAAGUCCCGUUGAACCCCCUAGAUGGCAUUCCUUGCACAAUCAAGGACUCGUACAAGAUGCAGGGCAUGACUGCCGCAGCCGGCUCCCCGGCGUUCAAGGACCUCGUCGCUAACGAGGACGCCUUCACCGUUCGCAAGCUUCGUGAGGCCGGCGCUGUGGUCCUGGGCCGCACCAACAUGCCUCCCAUGGCGGCGGGUGGCAUGCAGCGCGGUGUCUACGGCCGGGCCGAGUCGCCCUACAACGGGGCCUUCCUGACCGCUGCCUUCGCUUCAGGCUCGUCCAAUGGCUCGGCUACCGCCACGGCCUCGAGUAUGGGCGUCUUCGGCAUGGGUGAGGAGACCAUCUCGUCCGGGCGGUCGCCAGCCUCCAACAAUGGCUUGGUGGCAUACACUCCAUCACGGGGCGUCAUCUCCAUUAGGGGCAACUGGCCGCUCUUCCCGACCUGCGAUGUCGUUGUGCCGCACACGCGCACUGUGCCCGAUAUGUUCGCGCUGCUGGAUGUCAUCGUUGCCAAGGACGAAAAUACUUCAUGCGAUUUCUGGCGCGGCCAGCCAUAUGUCAAGCUACCCGACGUGGAGACCGUGCGCCCCGGCUCCUACGGCGAGCUGGCUGAUGCGGGCGCUCUCGCGGGCAAGAAGAUCGGCGUGCCAAAGAUGUACAUCGGCAAGCAGGACUCUGACCCAACAGCACGGAAGGUGUACACUCGGCAGUCCGUCAUCGACCUCUGGGAAGGCGCCCGCAAGAUCCUCGAAGGUUUGGGUGCCACCAUCGAAGAGGUCGACUUCCCGCUCGUCACCAAGUUCGAGAAGCCGGACCCCAACGCGCCCGCCGAAAAGGAGUCGUCGGCCCCGCCUCACCGCAACGAAAUCGACAUGUGCCAGCUCAUGGCCUAUUCCUGGGAUGACUUCCUCGCCGCGAACGGCGACGCCAGCGUAGCGACGACACUGGCCGCCGUCGACUCGUCCACCAUCUUCCCGCGUCCUCCCGGCGCGCUCAAGGACAGGUACGACGACGCGGACCCGCUCGUCCGCCACACCGACGUGGUCGCGCACAUCACGCCAGACAGGCCGGCCACCUACUCCAUCCCCAACCUCGGCCCGGCACUGCAGAACCUCGAGUCCCAGCGCAAGGCCGACUACGAGGACUGGAUGGACGCCCUGGGCCUCGACGCGCUGGUGUGGCCGUGCAACGCCGACGUGGGCCCCGCGGACGCCGACGUCGACGAGGCGUCCGCGGUCGAGGCGUGGCGCAACGGCGUGCUGUACUCCAACGGCAACUGCGCGAUCCGGCAGUUUGGCAUCCCCACCGUCAGCGUGCCGAUGGGCGUCAUGAGCGACAGGGGCAUGCCCGUCAACCUGACGUUUGCGUCCAAGGCGUAUGACGAUAGCAACCUGUUCCGGUACGCAUACGCCUUUGAGAAGGCGGGCUCGCUGCGGCAGGCACCGCCGCGGACACCGGCCCUGGCGAGUGAUGUGAUUGAGUCUGUUGCGGGAGGAGGCAAGAUUGGGAGCACGGCUCCUGAGCUCACUGUUGGCGCCGAGGCUGUUGGCGCCCCAGGAGAGAAGAAAGUCCGGCUGUCUGGCAGCGUGGCUGCUGAUGAAAUCUCGGGUUUGCGAGUCUUUGUCGAUGGUGAUGAGCUGGCAGGGGUCAAGAUCUCCAAGGGUAACUGGGAAGCAGAGACUGGCUCGCUGGGCGCGUGGAAAGGUAGGGAUGAAGAGCGCGGGUGCCCAGACCCUGACAAGUCCAUGAUCAUUGUGGUCGCCUCAGGGAAGAACGGGAGGUCUACUGGCAAGAUGCUCAAAGUCAAGCAAUACGUAUGGGAUGCCGAUGUUUCCAGAAGCAUUCGAAACAUAAACUGGAUGAUAGCCGAGCAUCCGCUGUACGAGGAGAUCGGCGGCCUGCUGACAGCGGAAAUACGAUUCGCUCUGGCUGCUGAGAACUGUCGAUCCCUUCGGCUUGACUACAGAGACUUCGCCACUGAAAGAGAGCGCCCGCCUGUAGGACUGCUCUGGACUGAGGAUGAUGAUUUGUACCGAGGAGGCUGA